AUGGCAGGGGAAACGAAGAACAAGUACGAUCGUCAGCUCAGGUACGUCUGUCCUUGGUGCUAUCUUCUCGGAGUUUCCUCUGAAAUUCAGGCCCUUGUUCCCAUGGUUUGCGGAGGACGAAUGCGCCUCAGUUGGACAUUCCGCAUGGCUCCUCAUCCUCCGCAGCUACCGUCGGAUGCGCUUUCGGGGACGAGAGAGGAUUCCCGAUUGGCUUUUUGGCGAGUCACGGCGUGAUCAGGCGCUUGCUUUCUGGGAAUCGUAUGCGGGUUUUUAGCUAAUCCGGUGGCAUUUACUGCGGACUAGCCUCCUGAAAGGGGAAUAACAGAGAGAGAGAGAGAGAGAGAGGACGUUUGUGGUCGAGACUGUGCCUUGUACUGUUUUGACAUUGGGGGGGAAAAACAGUUUCUAGAGUUUGGCCUCAUGUACUGGUCUAGGCUGAGGCUUUUACUUUUCAAUCAAAAGGGCGAGCAGUCUUUGGGUUGAUUGGGCGACUGAUAUGUUCUUUGCUUGUAAAGUUCCAUCAGAAUUGAUCCUAAUCUGUAGUGUUAUGUCUGGAACUUCAAGCUUGAUCAUUUUCUGCGCAUCCCAUGUAUAGUGACUGUGCGGCAGUUUGUUUUGUCUAGUUCUUGCUUGCUUGGAACUCUGGAAGGAUCUUCCUUUUGAUUGAUGUGCAAGGACAUUCAAAGAUUGCUGAUGGUCAUCGAGUAUAGGGUUCAUAAAUUUUCCUUGUCUGUCAUGCAAGGUUUUGAACAUUAAAAGUUCGUAAUGCUUGUCUGAUUGUUUCUGAUAGGAGUCACAUAUUUCUUAUUUUGAUCGAGUUGAUAAAUUAUUUUUUCAUUGCAUUCAUACAUAAUUCUGUCAACAGAAAGUGAGGAUAGUACAUUAUUUUGUAUUAUUCUAGUCACGUUUUGGGAUGCAUCCUUCCCUUUUCUUUUUACCAUUUAAUGCUUAUUGCACAGGAUUUGGGGCGACCAGGGGCAGGCGGCACUUGAGAAAGCCAAUGUCUGUCUACUCAAUUGUGGCCCUACUGGGAGUGAAACUUUGAAAAACCUUGUUCUUGGUGGUGUUGGAAGUGUCACAAUUGUUGAUGGCUCUAAGGUGGACAUUGGAGAUCUUGGAAACAAUUUCAUGGGUUUGUUUUUGCCAGACUGUUGCUUUUCCAUCUUUUGGCAGUUUGUUUGUUUUAUUCUUCAAUUUAUGCCUGAACGUUUCGUCCUACGUGGCCAGUGAAUAAACAAAGUGUUGGAGAAUCAAAAGCGAAAUUUGUGUGCAAUUUCCUACAAGAGUUGAAUGAUGCUGUUGGAGCUAAGUUUGUGGAGGAAUCUCCUGAGAUGUUGAUUGAAACAAGACCUUCAUUUUUUGCUCAAUUCACUUUGGUGAUAGCAACCCAGGUACAAAUCUCGAUAACAUUUUUAUGUUACAUCAAAAAAUUUAAAGAAAAUUCUUGACAACAUUUUUAUGUUACAUCACAAUUGCUAACUUUUAUACAAGGAUCCACUCUUUAUUUGGAAUGAAGUUUGAACGUAGAGUCAGAAUUUUUUUUCUAUUUUAAAAUGUUGAUUCUAACAGGGGUUAAUGAAGUCUAUGUCCUCUUUGUAUUGUAUGAGAAAAAAUAUACACGUCCCUGCAAACUCAUCCUUUUCUGUAAAUUUACUUUAAAAUAAUUUACAUAAAUUAUACACGAGUGAAUCAAAACUUCAGUAUCUUCAUUCAACUAGAUUUAUAAGAGGGAGGUGUUUUAUAAUUAUAUCUAAGGAUAACAUUGAAACCUUUCUAUCUCAAUCCUAUGUAAAUUCCUUGGUGAAGCCUAAAGGUCCUCGGUUUUAGUUUGUUUCACAUAUUUCAAUUGGGUAUGCCUGUAAUCAAAGUACCCAAUAUCACCAUCGCUAGGCCACCAUUACAGGGCAAAACUUGCAUGCAAGCCAGGCUAUACUCAGGCUGCAAUAUCAACAGCCUCCAAGGUAUACACGAAGCAAUUUGUGUGAAAACCGGUCGUCAUAUUUGGUACUGUAAAAGUGAAGAACUUGAGCUACCAACAUUUCUAUAAUCCAAAAUAAAGGUGAUAAUAAGGGUUUCAUGCACGGAGUACAAUGAGAAAGUGAUAAAGUUGUAUGUAAUUGAGCUCUACAUAUUCCCAGCGUUGUCUGUGUAAUUUCAUCAGAUACUUAAAAGCUAGUUGCUUAAUGGAUGUACAUCAGAUACUCCGAUCACUCUGUUGUCAGAGUGAUGAAUUGCAGGUUUCACCCAAUUCUUCCCUUCACCUUCCCCCUCCAAAAAAAUAAAUCCUCAAUCAACCUAAUGCUUGUCUCAUAUUGGCUUCUAUUUGUUCUGCUUAAAAAUCAUUCUAGUGAUCUACUUUCGUCUCAUGCUAAUGUCUAGAUUUUUCUUCAUUUCUGUGACGCAUUUUUCUUUCAGUUUAUCAGCUUAAAAAAAAUUCUUCUCAGCUGUGACUUCAAUUGGAACUGUUUUUUCCUCUAUUGCAUUUGACCAGCUGGUAGAAAAUCUAUUGGUGAAGUUGGAUAAGAUCUGUAGGCAGGAAAAUGUCAUGCUAGUAGUGGCUCGAUCUUAUGGCCUUACUGGGCUUGUGCGGAUCAGUUUGAAGGUAAUUCCAUAUUUUUGUCGCCAAAAAAGAUUUCAUGUUUGGGUAAGUUUUGUGCUGGAUGAAUAAUGAUAUCCCAUUUGAAUUACUCUCUGCAUGACAGGAGCAUAAUGUAAUAGAAUCAAAACCUGACCAUUUCCUAGAUGAUCUUCGGCUUCACAAUCCGUGGCCUGAACUCAAACAGUAUGUUGAUUUACUUGAGCAAUAGUUAUAUCAGCUUAAACGACAGUCAUGGCUUCACAAUUAUCUUGCGAUUCUGAUGGUGCUGCAGUAUUGUGACAUUCUUUUGAUUACUAAUUUUGUGCAGAUUUGCAAAAGCCAUUGAUCUAAAAGUGGCAGACCCUGUAGUCCAUAAGCAUACACCAUACAUUGUUAUCCUAGUUAUUGCCGCAGAAGAAUGGGCUAGGAUGCAUGGUGGAUGCUUCCCAACAACUAGGGAAGAAAAAAAAGAGUUCAAGGUUAAGCCUAGUCAUGCUUAUAUUUUGGUAUCCUUUGUAUUGUUUGCUUUUGUUGUUGACUUUCUAUUUUUUUCAAAACAGGACCUCAUAAAAUCAUAUAUGAUUGAUUUGGAUGAAGAAAACUAUAAAGAAGCUGUAGAAGCUGCUUUUAAGGUUUCAGCUUCUCUGGGGAUCAGUAAGCUUUUGCUUUCAAUUAUUUCUGAGUUAAAUUAGAUGGCUUAUACAUGAUGAUUACUUCCUUUGAAUGCCCUUACUCUCUAAAAUAUAAUUAUUCUGGUUUCAUAAGCCCUAUAUAUUUAUAUUCCUUACUGUUAACUGUUUGCAUCAUUCAUGUAUGCAACUGAACUAAAAAAUAUUUGUGGCCCUAUGGGAACCAUUUAUCUUAACUAAUAAGGAGUUCAAUUAAGCCAUGAUUUGCAGACUCUGUCCCUUAGGAAGUUCAAUAGGCCGAUUUUAUGUUCAAAAUUGCUAGCAUGAUCUGAUCUUCCUUGGAUCGGUGGAUUCUUGGCUGAUCUGACCUGUUCUUUCUGCUCAAGCUUUACCUGUAUUUUUAAAAUGACAUUUGCCUGGUGCAGGCUCGUUCUAGGACUUCAUCAUGAAUAGUGAUUUUACAGAAAAAAUAAUGAACGUUUUUCGCAAAUUGUAGUUUGGGCUGCAGAUAAAAGGAUAAUUUUUCCCUUUAAAUUCUCUAUUUCCUUAUAAUAAUAUAAUGUAUAUGAAUUUUUUUAGUAUCAGAGAUAUAGUUAUAGGAUGCAUGAAUCUCAUGUAAUGUUCUUAAUCAUUUCAUGAGUUGGUAUGGCGCCUUCAUGCUUGCUACUAGGUCUUCAUGCCAAGUAAAACAUUGCCUUAUCUGAAUGGGUAAAAUGAAGAAGAAUGUUUUCUUGUCAUUUGCUUAUGAGGAAAUAUGUUUUUAUUUCACAGACUUCGAUGAAUGAAGUUAAAAGCUUAUCUCCUAUCAUUUUUUUUCAACCACAGGUUCUCAUCUGCGCCAGAUAGUAAAUGAUAGUUCUUGUGAUGUUGAUUCUUCUUCACCUGACUUUUGGGUCUUAGUAGCGGCUUUAAAGGUGGAUAUAUUUUUGUGUUUUAAUUUUUUUUAAAAAUCCUAUCUCAUUUCAUUUGAUAUGCUACGUCACUAGGUUGAAAGUUUUUUUUUUCUCUUUGUGUAGUAUAUUUGCUAAGAAUCCUUGCUCGUCUAAAAUUUAAUGGUCUGUUGUUGACCAGUGAGAAAAUUUCUAAUGACAUUUGACUUUGUUUUUUCCGUUUCAUAAAAAGUCCCGUAAUAUAUUGAUGAUGUGAGAUUUUAACCCAGGCCUAUUGACGUCAAUAAAUUGGAAUAUAUGGUUUUGUUAUGAAUUUUUUAAAUCACUUAUCAAGUCGAAUACUGCAGUCAUCCUUGAUUUCUCAUAUUCUCGCGUUAAAGAAGUCUUACCUAAGAUUCUGACACUCCCAAUUCCCUUCCCUAAGUUGGCGGUAUCAUGCCUACAGUAUCAACAAAUGAUACUGAUUGAAACAAACGAUAAGAGUAUAUCAGGGAAGGCUUUUCUUGGUAUGCACCUAAGCCCUCAGUAAUCAUAUAAACUUGAUGCUAUUUGCCUUGGAUCACGUCAUAACCCAUCUCGAUUUAGUGCUGGCUUGUUUCAUUAGGUUUUAUCCAUAUGCUUCAUCAUUAUAGCCUACAGAGGUCUUGGACGUGCUGAUAAGGGCCAACUCAGUAUCCUAUUCACCUAGCAUGUUCUCCUUUGAUGUUUUCGAUCAUGGAAUUGAUGUUACCCAUAGGGUAACUGUUAAUGAUUUUUAUUUAUUUACUACAAGGCAGUAGUUGGAGAACAAGAAUGGUUGCACAUUGGUUGAACUGCUAAAUUUGAUGCAACAUAUUUGAUGCAAAUUGGGAGAACAAGUUUCUGUUAGUAGAUGUUUUUUAAGGUUCUGUCGCUGGUCUUUGUUUCUUUUUUCUUUUACACUUUUGUUUUGCAGUAUAAAUCAACCCAGCAACAUAUUAUUUCUUUUAACUUAUUCAGGAGUUCGUUGAGAAUGAAGGUGGAGGGGAACCACCUCUUGAGGGUUCAAUUCCGGAUAUGACAUCUUUAACAGAGUUAGUGAUUACGUUUGUGAAUAUUUAGGCUGUCAUUAGAUCCGGUGUAAUAUACUUCCAUCUGUAUGGUUUGACAUUUUCCCUGCAACAGGUACUAUAUAAAUCUGCAAAAGAUCUACCAAGCUAAGGCGGAGGCUGACUGCCUUGCAAUGGAACACCGUGUGAGGACUAUACUAAAGAGAAUAGGAAGAGAUCCUGAUGCCAUUUCAAAGGCAGACAUAAAGAACUUCUGCAAAAAUGCAAGGAAGCUUUAUGUAAGUGAAAGGCCUCCAUCUUAAUGGCACCAUUUCUGAACCGAACUCUAUUCUAUUAGGUUAUCAGAUAACUCUAUUCUGGCUCAGCCUCAGCUAAUUGGCACACCUUAGUGUGCCCAGAUAGCUGCUCUGAGAUUCUUAGGCUCCCUUUAAUGAACAGCUGUGCACUUUCUCUAACAUGAGGAAAGGAUGAGAGUCCUUGCACCGCUAUAAUUUACCCUUUUCUUCCGCUUUUUCGAAGUUCAGCUCGUGGCAGAAGUUCCCUGUCAUUUCCUCUUAACUCCAGGAUAGGUCUAGGCUCAGUUCAAUGAUGCCCAGACUAUGGAAUAGUGGACCUCCAUUACCUAUGACAAGGAUACGUCUAGAGGGCCUUUAAGUUCUUCUUCCGGCAAGUUUGCUAAAAUUACGUUGAUGAUGGCUGGAAUUCCUCUCAGAGUUCCAAACUGCCUGGCUACUUAAUUUCAAAGCAUUGACUAUUUGAUAUCUCUAAAGGUUUGUAAUGAUAUUCUCAUGGUACUGGUGUACCUUGAAGUGCUAUUUUUGCUAAACCAUGAUAUAAAUAUUAGGUUCGGAAUAUAUAUCUUCCUUUAAUUGGAACUUUUUUUUUGUGAUGUCUCAGACUGUCAUAUUACUGGUUGGUUGUUCAGGUGAUCAGAUACCGCACCAUUGAGGAUGAGUUCAGUUCUCCUGUUCCACCAGAAUUACAGAAAUAUUUGACAGACGAGGAUUUCAGGUUAGUCAUUUCGAUUUCUGUUUCUAAAUGCUAAUGAUCAUGGAAUCGGACUAAAUGUGAAAGAAGAAUGAUAAGAGGUACUGUUACUUGCCUGAACAGUGGGGGGUUAGGUGGAGGAGGGCUGUAACAAGUUCUUUUUAGUUCUUAUGGAAUUAACAGUGCUAGACAGAGCCCCUUUGGUAAUGAUCAGUUAUAAUCAAGUAAUCUGGAUUCGAAAUUGCUCGACUGUCAAAUUCAUUAAAUUCUGUCUCGGUCUGGCUUGUAAGAUGAACUUUAUGAAUCUUUCUAUGUUUUCCGAACCCGAUUAGGAGUUUGCUCCAGGAACAAGGAAACCAUUAGACUUAAGGAAACCAUCUAUGUUUCUCAAGCCCCAUUGCGGGUUCAUCUCAGCAACUAGGAACCCUGUUAUCUCUGUUUUCCUAGAAAUUUCAUAUGAUGUAAUUCAUAAGGGAUCCAUCUCUGGUUGUCAGGACCAAUCGCAAGAUCAGCCAUUGGAAACCCACUGACAAUAAUUUCCUAGAAAUUUGAUUUGAUAAAAUCUUAGGGGAACCCAUUAAUAUUAACCUCCGAGAAGUUUGUGACGUUGACUUAGGGAAUUCAUAUAUGCUUCCCAAGCCCAAUAGAUCACUUGAGCAAUAGGAAAACCAUCAAGACUAAUCUUCAAUAAAUUUGAUGUAAUAUCCAUCAAUUGUUCCCUACCCUAAUCAGAAAUUUUCUUCAGGGGCAGAUUAUUGAUACUCUCCUCCUUCUAUUCUAAAUUAGGCUCUGUCAGUUGCUAGACCAUCUCCAAGCCAAGGUUUUUUCAUAAGCGUUUCUUACUCUUUCAGCUUUGCUGCCGGAUUUUACGUCCUCUUCCGAGCCGUCGACCGGUUCGCUGCCAACUACAACAGAUUCCCGGGGGUCUUCGAUAGGUAUGCCGACAAAUGCCCUUCACUCCCCCUUCCCACCCCCACUAUUCUCACCCUCCUUUCUGAUCCAUCCUGCUGAGUUGCUUAAUUUAGCUAUAGUGUCUGCAACAGCGACAUGGACGAGGAUGUUGCCCGUCUAAAGGCCAUCGCCAUCGCCAUAUUGACUGAGGUAGGCUGCCACGCGUCAGCCCUCCAGGAGGAUCUGAUCACUGAGAUGUGCCGAUUUGGCGCAGCAGAGAUCCACGCCGUCGCCGCAUAUGUGGGCGGCGUUGCCUCUCAGGAAGUCAUCAAGGUUCUAUCUCAUUCUCAUCUUAAGCUUUCUCCCUUUCAUGCUUAGGUACAUAUACUAUGCGUAAAUAUAUGUGGGUAAUUUUUUUUCUAUGUGAUCAUAAACUGCCCGCAUAGCAAUUUUUAUGUGGGUAAUUUUUUUUUUUAUGUGAUGUUGUGAUUGAUCUCGUGGACUUUUGCAGCUCAUCACCCGGCAGUUUGUGCCCAUGUCGGGCACUUUCAUCUUCAACGGCAUAGACAACAAGUCCCAGCUGCUGGCGUUGUAG
Molecule: messenger RNA, 7598 nt
Organism: Spirodela intermedia
Lineage: Eukaryota; Viridiplantae; Streptophyta; Magnoliopsida; Alismatales; Araceae
Source: the annotation of a GenBank genome assembly